AUGAAGUUCAGCACGAUCCUCUCCGCUCUUGGCCUGGCCGCCUCUGCCAGCGCCGCCUCGCUGCAGCAGGUCACCAGCUUUGGGUCGAAUCCCAGCGGCGUCAAGAUGUACAUCUACGUUCCCGACAACCUGGCCGCCAAUCCUCCCGUGAUCGUGGCUAUCCACUACUGCACCGGUACAGCUCAAGCCUACUACAACAACAGCCCUUACAAGACCCUCGCAGAUCAGAAGGGCUUCAUCGUUAUUUAUCCCGAGUCCCCAUACUCAGGAACCUGCUGGGAUGUCUCGUCCAGGGCAACUCUCACGCACAACGGCGGGGCCAACAGCAACUCCAUCGCCAACAUGGUUUCGUACACCCUGAACAAGUACAAGGGCAACAAGUCCAAGGUAUUCGUCACGGGUUCUUCCUCCGGUGCUAUGAUGACGAACGUCCUGGCUGCAACCUACCCUGACGUCUUCGCGGCUGGCAUCGUCUACAACGGCGUCCCGGCCGGUUGCUUCUACACCGGUACGGUCGACGGCUGGAACAGCACCUGCGCCCAAGGCAAAUCGAUUGCCACGCCGCAGCGCUGGGCCCAAUGGGUCUAUGACGCCGACCCCGGCUACACCGGGCCCCGCACCCGCAUGCAGAUCUACCACGGCAGCAUCGACAAAACGCUCAACCCCGCCGACUACCAGGAGACGAUCAAGCAGUGGUCUGGCGUCUUUGGCUACAACCCGGACAAGCCUAUCAAUUCUUCUCAGAACACCCCUAUUGCUAACUAUCGCACGGAUGUGUUUGGUGAGAACCUCAUUGGUGUCUUUGCUACUGGGGUUGGACACACGGUGCCAAUUCGGGGUGACGAUGAUAUGAAAUUUUUCCGCUUGUAG
Molecule: messenger RNA, 870 nt
Organism: Colletotrichum orchidophilum
Lineage: Eukaryota; Fungi; Ascomycota; Sordariomycetes; Glomerellales; Glomerellaceae
Product: acetylxylan esterase A
Exons: 2
Coding region: 1-870 (289 amino acids)
Cellular component (GO): extracellular region
Molecular function (GO): hydrolase activity
Source: RefSeq, a predicted model, not a curated record